AUGAGCUCAGAUGUGCAGAUGGCCUCCCCAUCCCCUCUCUGUGCCUUGCGUGGCAGCUGGGCCUUCUCGCUGUGGCCCAGGCACGGCCUUGACAUUCAGACAUUGGUUCCUGCGUGGACACUUGUGUUUGGUCCAUACCGCGUGUGGCUGCAGUCUGUGCUUCUCCUGUUUCGCAUCUUCAGUAGAUGGGGGCUGUGCAUGCAUGAGCCCUUCAUCCUCCCCGCAGACACCACUGGAGAACCCCACCGCAGAACCGGAGAGGUGGCCCCAGAGAAGGGGGCGCACGCGAGCCACGGGCCCCCUACAGCAACAGGUGUCUCACCGUCCAGAGACUGGGUGUUUGGGCGCCAUGAGGAUGAGCUGCUGUCUGCACGGCAGCCGAAGACCUGGCCCGGCACCCCACGGGGAGGGCACGGCCCACGGUCCCCAGCGCCUUCCGUCUCUGGGUUCCAGGAGAACUGCGCGAUCCUUGGGGAGCUGGUGAGCCUGAGGGCCCAGAAGUCCCGCCUGCUGGGGUUCAGCACGCGUGCCGACUCUGUGCUGGAGAUGAACAUGGCCAAGACCAGCCGGGUGGUGGCCACUUUCCUAGAUGAGCUGGCCCAGAAGCUGAAGCCCGUCGGGGAGCCAGGAGCGGCCGUGAUCCUGGAGCUAAAGAAGGCCGAGUGCCAGAGGCGGGGCCUGCACUUUGAUGGGCCCAGCAACGCCUGGGACCUGCGCUACUACAUGAACCAGGUGGAGGAGACGCGCUACCACGUGGACCAGAACCUGCUCAAUGAGUCCUUCCCCACGCAGGUGGUCACGCGCGGGCUGCUGGGCAUCUCCCAGGAGCUGCUGGGGCUGACCUUCGACCUGGAGGAGGGCGCCAACGUGUGGCACGAAGACAUGAGGCUCUACAUGGUCCAGGAUGCAGCCUCGGGCAAGGUCCUCAUCAGCAAGUUCUACCUGGACCUCUACCCUCGGGAAGGGAAGUCCGAUCAUCCACAAACUCCUCUUGUGUCUCAGCAAACGGCCUGCUUCGGCCUGCAGCCGGGCUUCCUGUGGCAGGACGGGAGCCGCAUCGCCAUCGCGGCCAUGGUGGCCAACUUCACCAAGCCCACGCCCGACGCACCCUCCCUGCUGCAGCACGAUGAGCUGGAGACCUACUUCCACGAGUUUGGGCACGUGAUGCACCAGCUCUGCUUCCAGGUGGGUGCGGGCCGCUUUGCAGGCCGAGUUCGCCACGGGGAGCGGGACUUCGUGGAGGCACCUUCGCACGUGCUGGAGAACGGGGUGUGGGAGGUGGAGGUGCUGCUCAGGAUGUCUCAGCACCACUGCACGGGCAUCGCUGUCCCCCAGGAGCUGCUAGACAAGCUCAUUAAGUCCCGGCAGGCCAACCCAGAGGCUGGGGGACGACGGGAGGCUGAUGAGCGUGGCAUCCGCCUUCACCCCCUCCCUCCUCUCUGGGCUGAGCCCUGUGGCCCUGCAGGGUCCCACGUGGGCCCCAGAGCCCUCAGCUCUUCCCACCCCUCGUCCAGCCGGAUGGGGUCCCUGCGGCACCCUGGACAGGCGGGCUAUGGGCAACCCGGCCUCUCCCGGGUGGCAGCCCCAUGGGGUGGGGAGGGGGGCGGGCACGGCGAGCCACCCAUGGUCGAGCGCGUCACCUCGGUGGGGGACGUGUGGUGCCGUGGCUGCACAUGUCCUGAUGGCCGGGAUCAGACCCAGCUCUGCCACCAACUGGCUGGGUGCCUGGAGGCCAGUCACUGGACCCCGUUGUCCCUGUUCACCCUCUGCAAUGUGCGUGACCCGAGGACCCCCUCACAGGUGGUCGUGAGUGCUGACCAAGUCGGUUUGUGUGGAGGACAGAGAACAGUGAGGCCAGCAGAUGAGGAAAGAGCUUGUCACUAG
This is a messenger RNA of Mesoplodon densirostris (Blainville's beaked whale), 1884 nucleotides long. RefSeq lists its product as uncharacterized. Gene Ontology annotation, cellular component: mitochondrial intermembrane space. The record is from RefSeq and is a predicted model, not a curated record. Gene Ontology annotation, molecular function: metalloendopeptidase activity. NCBI's taxonomy places the organism in Eukaryota, Metazoa, Chordata, Mammalia, Artiodactyla, Ziphiidae. Gene Ontology annotation, biological process: peptide metabolic process; proteolysis.